UAUAAAAAGCAUCACUGAAACAGAAAACACUGCUAGGAAUCUUUAGAAUCCAAGAAACCAUGAGUGUUCUCCUUGCUACUCUCCUCUUACUAAUCCCAGUUCUUCUUCUUUUGAUCAGAAGAAGAAAGCCAUCCAAAAGGGUCCCACCUGGUUCACUUGGAAUACCAAUCAUUGGUCAAAGCCUUGGCCUUCUUAGAGCAAUGCGUUCAAACAAUGCAGAGAAAUGGAUUGAACAGAGGAUCAGAAAGUAUGGUCCUGUUUCUAAGCUAAACUUGUUUGGAACACCAACUGUUUUGAUUUAUGGACAGGCUGCAAACAAGUUCAUAUUCGCUAACAAUGGAGGCACAAUUGAUAACCAGCAAACACAGUCCGUUAAGAUGAUCAUGGGAGAUCGAAACAUACUUGAACUUAAUGGCGAAGAUCAUAAGCGAGUCAGAAGCGCGCUCAUGUCUUUCCUCAAGCCAGAAUCCUUGAAGCUGUAUGUGGGGAAGAUUGAUGGAGAAGUUAGGAGGCACCUUGAGAUGCAUUGGAAGGGAAAACAGAAUGUUAAGGUGUUACCUCUGAUGAAGACACUCACAUUCAACAUAAUUUGCUCUCUUUUGUUUGGUCUUGAGCCUGGAAAGCAGAGAGAUCAGUUCCUAGUUUCUUUCCAUACAAUUAUCAAAGGAAUGUGGUCAAUUCCUAUUAACUUGCCAUUCACACGCUACAAUCGCAGCCUCAGAGCAAGUGCAAGGAUCCAGAAGAUGUUGAAGCAGAUUGUGGACAGAAAAAGGGUUGAACUUGAGCGAAAUGAAGCCUCUACUCACCAAGACUUGAUCACUUGCUUAAUUGGCAUACAAAGUGCUGGUGAUGAACAGGUUAUCACUGAGAAGGAGAUCAUUCAUAAUAGCAUGCUUGUCAUGGUUGCUGGAUAUGACACUUCAUCUGUUCUAAUCACUUUCCUUAUCAGACUCUUAGCUAAUGAACCUGCAAUUUUUGCAGCAGUUCUUCAAGAACAAGAAGAGAUAGCAAAAAGCAAGCAAUCAGGAGAGCCUCUAACUUGGGAAGACCUUGCAAAGAUGAAGUACACAUGGAGAGUAGCAUUGGAAACUCUUAGGAUGUUUCCUCCCAUCUUUGGUGGCUUCAGAAAGGCAGUGACAGAUAUUGAAUAUGAUGGAUACAUUAUUCCCAAAGGGUGGCAGAUCUUCUGGGUUACAGCAAUGACUCAAAUGGACAAUAGCAUAUUUCCAGAACCAACAAAGUUUGAUCCAAGUAGAUUUGAAGACCAAUUGUCUAUUCCUCCAUACUGCUUCAUUGCAUUUGGUGGGGGAUCAAGAAUAUGUCCAGGAUAUGAGUUGGCCAGGAUUGAAACUCUUGUUUCAAUCCAUUAUCUUGUGACAAGCUUCAGUUGGAAACUAUGUGCAGACGAUAACUUCAGUAGAGAUCCAAUGCCAGUUCCAACUCAAGGGCUUCCAAUUGAGAUUUGGCCAAGGAAAAAUCUUCCUUAAAAACUAAACCUUCAUGUCAAGAACUGUAGUACCAUAAAUAAGCCAUUGUUGGCAGGUUACCACAUAAAUUAAUCUCAAGCUGGCUUUUUCA
This is a messenger RNA of Arachis stenosperma, 1578 nucleotides long. Its product is annotated as taxadiene 5-alpha hydroxylase-like. Lineage: Eukaryota; Viridiplantae; Streptophyta; Magnoliopsida; Fabales; Fabaceae. Gene Ontology annotation, molecular function: iron ion binding; oxidoreductase activity, acting on paired donors, with incorporation or reduction of molecular oxygen; monooxygenase activity. The record is from RefSeq and is a predicted model, not a curated record. The transcript has 4 exons. Gene Ontology annotation, biological process: sterol metabolic process. Bases 60 to 1487 code for a protein of 475 amino acids.